This is a messenger RNA of Cuculus canorus (common cuckoo), 1024 nucleotides long. It is a transcript of the gene RCE1, whose product is annotated as Ras converting CAAX endopeptidase 1. Gene Ontology annotation, molecular function: metalloendopeptidase activity. Lineage: Eukaryota; Metazoa; Chordata; Aves; Cuculiformes; Cuculidae. Gene Ontology annotation, cellular component: endoplasmic reticulum membrane. The transcript has 9 exons. Gene Ontology annotation, biological process: CAAX-box protein processing. The coding region runs from base 37 to 963 and encodes 308 amino acids. The record is from RefSeq and is a predicted model, not a curated record.
GCGGCCCCGCCCCUCGGCCGCGGCCCCGCCCCCGCGAUGGCGGCGCCCGCUCCCGGGCCGGCUCCGGUGCCGGUGGCGGCGGGGGGGGGCGCCCCGUGCUGGGCCGCCGUGCUCGGCUGCCUCGGCCUGGCCUGCGGCUACGUGGGCAGCCUCUACGUGUGGGGCCGCACCCUGCCGCGGGACCACCCGUCGGUGAUCAAGCGCCGCUUCACCAGCGUCCUGGUGGUCUCGGGGCUCUCUCCGUUCCUCGUUUGGCUCUGGAAAGAGCUCACGGGCAUCCGGCCGGAGACGCCGCUGGCGACGCUCUUGGGGCUGCGGCUGGAAGGGUUGGUGCCGGCGACGCUGCUGCCGCUGCUGCUCACCAUGAUCCUCUUCUUGGGGCCCCUCAUCCAACUGUCCAUGGAUUGUCCCUGGCGGUGGCUCGACGGCAUCCGCGUGGCUUUGGAUCCCCGUUUCUGGGCGCUGUGCGUCGCCGACGUCCGCUGGCUCCGGAACCAGGUGGUGGCUCCGUUGACCGAGGAGCUGGUUUUCCGCGCCUGCAUGUUGCCCAUGCUCGUGCCGUGCACCGGCCCCGGCCCCGCCGUGCUCGCCUGCCCCCUCUUCUUCGGCGUCGCCCAUUUCCACCACGUUAUCGAACAGCUCCGGUUCCGGCAAGGUUCGAUCGGCAGCAUCUUCAUGGCAGCAGCGUUCCAGUUCUCCUACACUGCGCUCUUCGGCGCUUACACCGCCUUCAUCUUCCUCCGCACAGGGCACCUGGCGGGCCCGGUGCUGUGCCACUCGCUGUGUAACGGGUUGGGGUUCCCGGCGUUGGGGGCGGCGUGGGGGCACCGCCGCCGCCGGGCGCUGCUGCCGUGUUACGCCCUGGGAGCGCUGCUCUUCGCGCUGCUGCUGCGGCCGCUCACCGAACCCCGAUUCUUCGGGGGGGGCCCCCCGGCCUGCGCCCACGGGCCGCGCUGCUCCUGACAGCCCCCCCAAAUCCACAGAACCACCCCAAAAUCCACAGACCCACCCCAAAACCCCAGAG